AUGGCGGACAUACUCAGAGACAAGGUAGCCAUCGUUACCGGCUCCGGCCGGGGCGUGGGCCGCGGUGUAGCCAAGCUCAUGGCCCAGGAGGGUGCCCAGGUAGUGGUGGUUGACCCGGGCGUCAAUGUUGACGGCAGCGGAUCAGACCAGUCCAUCGCCGAGCAGGUGGUGGCGGAAAUACUGCAGGAAGGCGGUCAAGCCGUGGCCUGCCUGGAGUCGGUGGCGACCAUGGAUGGUGGCGAGAAGAUUGUCCAGACUGCCAUCGACAGUUUUGGCAAGCUGGACAUUGUCGUAACCUGCGCCGGCAUCCUCCGCGACCGGAUGAUUUUCAACAUGACCGAGCAGGAGUGGGACGACGUUAUCGCCGUGCACUUGAAGGGCACCUUCAGCGUGGUCAAGAAUGCCUGCAUUCUCUUCCGCCAGCAGCGUUACGGCCGGAUAAUCACCUUCAGCUCCCAGUCCGGGCUUCAGGGCAAUUCCGGCCAGGCCAACUACGGCGCCGCCAAGUCGGGCAUCGCCGGGUUCACCAAGGUCGUGGCCCGUGACAUGGGCCGCUACGGCGUAACCGCCAAUUCCAUUGCGCCCAGGGCUACCACCCGCAUGAUAGGCGCCAUCCCUGAUAGCGCUGCGGAAAUUCGCGCCCGUGGCGGAGUCCAGACCCUGGACCAGGGCAAUGAACCGGAGACAAUGGAUCCGGACGACAUCGCCCCCUUCGUCUGCUAUCUGGCCAGCGACUAUGCGGCCACGAUAAACGGGCAAACCUUCCUGGUCUAUUCCAGCGAGAUAUCCCUGAUGUCGCAGCCCCGUCCGGAACGGUCUAUUUACAAUGACGGUCACUGGUCUAUGGAGGACAUUGCCCCUCAGGCCAGGAAUCAACUGACCCGGGGCAUCUACAAUCCGGCCCCUCCCCGGGCGUAG
Messenger RNA from Geodia barretti, 918 nucleotides. The record is from the annotation of a GenBank genome assembly. Lineage: Eukaryota; Metazoa; Porifera; Demospongiae; Tetractinellida; Geodiidae.